This is a messenger RNA of Sodiomyces alkalinus F11, 831 nucleotides long. Its product is annotated as haloacid dehalogenase. Gene Ontology annotation, molecular function: hydrolase activity, acting on halide bonds, in C-halide compounds. The record is from RefSeq and is a predicted model, not a curated record. The transcript has a single exon. The coding region runs from base 1 to 831 and encodes 276 amino acids. Lineage: Eukaryota; Fungi; Ascomycota; Sordariomycetes; Glomerellales; Plectosphaerellaceae.
AUGUCGUCAUCGCCGUCCAACGUACUCCCGACGCAGGUCAAAGCUCUUACCUUCGACAUCUUCGGCACCGUCGUCGACUGGCGCUCCUCCGUCAUCGACGAGCUCAACACCCUCGCCGAAUCGAAACUGAGAGCGUCCACGGGAGAUGACACAACGCCGGAGACAGCCCAAGCCCGUGAGGUUCUGGGCCGCCUUACCCGCGAAGACUGGGCCCGGUUCGCCCAACAGUGGCGCGACAGCUACAAGCGUUUCACAGCAGGAUUCAUCCCCGGCACGACCCCGUGGAAGGACGUCGACGCCCAUCACCUCGACAGCCUGACCGUCUUACUGAGAGAAUGGGGCCUCGCCGCCGCGUUCCCGGAUCCGGAAGAGGUCCAACGCCUCAGCCGCGCGUGGCAUCGGCUACGACCGUGGCCGGAUAGUUCGGCCGGCUUACGCCUACUGGGGCGGCGGUUCAUCACCGCGACUCUAUCCAACGGGAAUACGUCUCUGCUCGAGGACCUCAACGAGUUCGGCGGGCUGGGGUUUGGUGCCAUCUUAUCGGCGGAGGACUUUAGGGCGUAUAAACCCAGCCGCGAGGUCUAUGACGGCGCGGUGCGGGAGCUCGGGCUCGAAAAUCCGAGAGAUGUGGCCAUGGUGGCAGCGCACUUGGGGGACUUGGCGGGGGCGAGGAGGGCGGGACUGAGGACGGUCUAUGUCGAGCGGCCGCAGGAGGAGGAUUGGCGAAAAGAUGAGGAACGGUACCAGCAGGCGAAGGAAUGGGUUGAUAUCUGGAUCCCCGAGGGCGAGGAUGGGUUUGUUGAGUUGGCUAGCAGACUUGGACUCACUUGA